GUCAGCGGCUGUCCUUCUUCUCCGCCCUCCUCUCUCCUCCUCCUCCUCCUCCGCCGCCGCCCUUGACGGCAGGGGCGGUUUGAACCGCCUGAAGGGAGGAGGAGCAGCCGCCGCCGCCGUUGCCGCCCAGGAUGCGAUGGGGAACUGCUGGGCUCAGUGGUGCUGCGGGCUCUUCUUCCGGAGGGAAGCCGGCCGGCUCCAGCGAGGCGGAGGAUCAAAGUAUUUUAGAACAUGUUCAACAGGAGAACAUUUCACUAUAGAGUUUGAGAACCUAGUGGAAAGCGAUGAGGGGGAAAGCCCAGGAAGCAGUCACAGACCUCUGACUGAGGAAGAAAUAGCUGACUUGAAAGACAGACAUUAUGACUCCAUUGCUGAAAAGCAGAGAGUUGUUGAUAUGAAACUUCAGUCAGAGUUAGCCUUACAAGAGGAGAAGUUAAGACUAGAAGAAGAGGCUUUAUAUGCUGCACAACGUGAAGCAGCCAGGGCAGCAAAGCAGAAAAAGCUCUUGGAGCAACGUAGACAGCAAAGGAUAACACAGAGAGCACAUGCUGUUAAUAAUGGAGAAUAUCAGAGCUCUGUGGCAGAGGACGAUAUUGAUUUUUUCUUAAGAAAUACAAAAUUCCAGUAUGAAGCUUUUCGAAGUAGUAGACUUUCAUCUGAUGCUACAGUGCUAACGCCCAACACAGAGAGCAGUUGUGACUUAAUGACCAAAACAAAAUCAACGAGUGGAAAUGAUGACAGCACUUCAUUAGAUUUAGAGUGGGAAGAUGAAGAAGGCAUGAACAGAAUGAUUCCAAUGAGAGAACGCUCCAAAACAGAAGAAGAUAUACUGCGGGCGGCACUGAAAUUUAAUAGCAAGAAGACAGGAAGUAAUCCAGCUUCAGCCUCUGAUGAUUCUAAUGGAUUGGAGUGGGAGAAUGACUUUGUUAGCGCUGAAAUGGAUGAUAAUGGCAAUUCAGAAUAUGCCGGAUUUGUAAAUCCUGUAUUAGAUUUGUCUGCAUCAGGUGUAAGGAUAUCUGAUUCUGAUCAUCAAGACAGAUAGUGAAACUGCGUGGCCCUUGUUUAUGACCACAUGUUGAAAAGUGAAAUAGAAUGUACAAAACCAAUUUGCUCUUUUUUAACAUGGUUCCCUUUUUCUUACAAAUUGAUCAGCAAGGAAUGGGAAUGACUUCCUAUCUGAAUUAAUUCAGAAUUAAGUGCAAUUUUAUCAUCUACCUUCUAAGCUUUUAUGAAAACUGGGAUGAUUCUAUUCUGUAUAUUUCUGGAUAUCUGGAUUUAAUAUAAAAUUAUCUGCACUAAUUUAAGCUUCAUAGCUUGACAUAUCUGUAUUUUAACUAGCCUUUUUUUCUGGAUGAUGUUUCUACUGAUUUUGGUUUUAAAAUUCAUCAUUGGCCUAACAUUUAACUCAUAAACAAUCUUAUAUAAUUUAUCUAAUACUUGAAUAUAGAAAAAUAAUUUAAAAAAAAUUUUAUUUCCAAUAUGUGCUUUUUGACUUGUUCUUUAGUUAUUUAGAGGGUGUACUUAGCCAGCUGCAAAACAAAUUUCACACAUGGUAAAUUGCAGUUUUUCCCUGUCUAGCUUAUAGUCUUCUUAGCCUUGUGUUGUCCUCUUCCCAUUUAUUUUAUUUUUUUGUUACUUUAUGCUAAGCACAGUUAACCUCAAUAAACUUAGUAUAAAUAAUCA
Molecule: messenger RNA, 1683 nt
Organism: Harpia harpyja (harpy eagle)
Lineage: Eukaryota; Metazoa; Chordata; Aves; Accipitriformes; Accipitridae
Gene: AP1AR
Product: adaptor related protein complex 1 associated regulatory protein
Exons: 10
Coding region: 137-1042 (301 amino acids)
Biological process (GO): negative regulation of cell motility; regulation of Arp2/3 complex-mediated actin nucleation; negative regulation of substrate adhesion-dependent cell spreading
Molecular function (GO): AP-1 adaptor complex binding
Source: RefSeq, a predicted model, not a curated record